ACAAACACGUCAGACAUGCAUGUUUACUUGUUGUGCUGGGCGGAUGUGGUUUUGCAGUGCUCAGCUGCAGCGCAGGUGAUUGCAAAGUCCAUGGAGGUAGGCCAUGAAGUCGACAUAGAAGUUAGAACGACAGAGAAAGUACUUGAACCGAACGAUUCAGCAGCAUUCAUUGAGUGUCCUGAAGCCGAUCAUAUCAAGUAGUUCAAUUUCAUGACAAAAGCUGCAAGAACAGACUCAAGAUGUUUGUCAACUAUCCAACCAUGACCCAUCAUCACUCGCGUGGUGAUGUUGGUUUCUUUGAUGCCCGAGGAGACGAAGAGGCAUUCCUGAAGUCUAAGCCACCGCUCUCGCAGGAGAUUUUCCAGAGUUACAAGCCAAAGAAUCCGUGGCAGUCUAGCCCAACGUUUGAUGAAGAUUUUGUGUUGGUGUGUGAAUUUUCAGAACUCGAGGGACCAAAACCAGUGAUGACCAUACCCACAGAAGCGGGAGGCGACUUUGAUCUUAAUGACUUUUCAUUGAAAAUCAUGGCCAUUGACUACAACGCAACCAACAUUGUCCGGUCUGGUGGUACGUUUUCUUUAGUUGAAGACACUGGUGUUGUCUUAGAAGAACCCAAGGAAUCCGCUUUUGCUUAUGUUCAUCACUUCACACUUUAUGACGUCAUAGCAAGGGGCUACGUACGACCAUUCUGCAUAGCAUACAUCACCUCAGACAAAAGGAAAAUGAUCAGGAAUUUAGAUUGGUUGAUGACACAGUUCAGCAAAGUGAGUGAGUCGUUCCGAUUUGGGAAUCGUAGCCAGUUUCAGGCAGACCUCAAGUGUCGAUUAGAAGACAUCCGCUACACAAUAGAAGACUUAAAGAAGCAGAGGUUGAAGAUUAAUGGAACAACGCAGGUCAUAGCUCCUGAUGGGAAGGAGGCUGAAGCCGAGCAUAAAUCCAAGCAGAAGCAUGCUGCGUUGGAGCGGGGGAUCAAGGAGGUCCAGGACAUACUAGAGCUCCUGGAGCUAGAGUUGGUGAAUCCUAAACUAGAGGCCCUUUUCAAAAAAUUAGAACAACUGUCCAGUGGCAAAAGCCCCCGCAAACCCAGACGACAUCACCUCUCAAGCAGUGUUCACGAAGACGGUUACCAUAGUGAUGGAGAGGAGAAACAAUCGACGGACUCCUGUCAAAGAAGAGUUAGAAGAAUCAGUACAUGUGAUAGUCUGAGUGAGCUACAGUCAUCGCUAGAAACGCCAUCACCGUAUAAACCGCAGAUCGUAAGACUGGAUGGAUAUCGCAAGUUUGACAUUCGACUCCGAACUCUUCACGAACUGUGUGGGUGGGGCUACAAAGCUGCUUUAGGGCGGGUCCGCAAAAUGCACAAACAUCUGAGUAGGAACCCCUUGAUCUUAUACAUGGAGAAGAAGGAAGCCAAGUUAGUUGAGCCUACUUCAGCUUUGUUGUCCAUCGGGAGGACUGUUGUCAUCAACUUCAUGCAAGACAUUGGCAGGGAUUGUAUUAGCCACCCUGGACCUUGCCAUGAUGAGAUCGAUAAGCCUUGCAAUGCACAAUUCCAACGACUUGCAUCGAAUGUCUCCACUUCCAGUGCCAGUCCUGAGACCCUUGAUGAGCCACUGCUGAUGUAUGAGGCCCGGUUUGUGCCAGGCACAGCAUACGCAUCAAUGGAGUCCUUGUACUAUGAUGUGAAUGAGAGCCUUGAAGAAAGCAGCGAUGAUGAUUAUGAUGAUGACAUCUCCGAGAUUCCUAAGAAGUUUUUAGGUAAUGGUGUGUUCAUCACAUCUGAAGAUGGCAGCUGGCUGGAUCUUGACAUCAACUCAAAGGAUUUGGACUAUUCGUCAUCAGCUGAAACACAAAGCUCACUGAAAUAUAAGGGGAGAAACCUGACCAAAGCGGAGGGCACCCCCUCGGAUGAAGUGGAUGAUUCCGCUGUGGAGAGAGAUGUUGCAUCUUCAGAUUAUGUGACAGAUUCCAACUCGACAGCUACAUUUUCUAUUAGGGGUGAUCAAUCUCAAGAUUCCACACUGCCAACUAGCAAUGCCGAUACCUAUGUCAUCAGGAGAAAUCAGAAAGUAACAGUAGGGAGUUACGCCAGUAGAAUCAACAGCUUCAAUAGAUACUUGCCAGGAUCUGGGGUACGUAACAUGAUAGGUCAGUACCCAUUCGCCGUCCAUCUUGUCUAUGCUCUACUCAGUGGAAGGACAGUCAUCGUUGUCGCCAGCCCACGAUACGAAAAAGAAGUGACUGCUCUGAUACGAACUCUGUGGCUCUUUGUACCAGGGCACUCAAGUAUGCAUCACCUAGUGGUUCCAUGGCAUACCCAGCCUGUUUGUUUAUCGGACCUGAGUCGUAUGAAGCUGAUUGGUCUAGCUAGGCACAGAUCGUCCAGUCCGUGUAUACCUCACGAUGUGCAAGAUCGUAGUUGUGUGUUUGACUACGACGCUAGUACGCUGAGAACCCCUCCGUAUAAAGGUUCUCAUCUGACUGAUAUGGUCAAGACUUGCAAGCAUUUCCGUAGUGAUCAAGCGUGCAUUGCCUACAUUCAUAGCCGUCUCUUAGAACUGGCACAAAAUGCAUUUGUGUACUACCACAGCUACUACAUUAAUUCACCCAACUUCCAGCCGGCAACAGGGAGUGAUACAUCAAGGACGGGAAGCGACCAAAUGAGAAAUGGCUCCAUUUCUUACUUGAGCAGAUUAGGAAUUGAAGACGGUGAUGUGGAUGUUAUAGAGUACUGGGUGGACAUCAUUAAACAGCAGCAGGUUGAUGAAUUGUACCUACAGGCUGGUUCAGCAACUGCACCUCCUCCCUCUGUGCGCUCAGAUCAAAGGCAGUGCGAGAUGUAUCAAGUCUGAAGAGUGCAAUGCCCUUAUCGAAGCAGGUUGGUGUAUCCUGUGCACUUACUCCCUCCGGUGCAAUGACAAAGUAACAUUUUUUUACCAUGGAAGGAUUCGUGUGUCGUUUCAUGGAUCUACAAGUGACCUUUAAAAAAGUACAACCUAUCCAAUUUGGCUGAAAACAGGUCGAAAUUGGUAUCGGGAAAGUUGAAAUCGUAAUUUUGCAAUAUUCCGAAGUGCCUAUGUUAAUUUGUUUAUGUUGGACAAUUGAGUUAAGCGUAGCCGGUUUAGUAUUACAUGACAGGUAAGCCCGAGUGUUUUUGUGUGUGUUCGCUAGCUGAUACAGCGUGCCAAAUAUUGACACUGUAUGUGGUGACAAGUCUUGACGUCGUGAAUCCUCAUCCCACGUAAUGAACGUUUUAUCUCAGCAACUUGAAUGAAUUCAUUUUCAAACUGUUAAAUAUUAAACGCAGAAGUACAUACGACAUACUGAUUCAAACGUAAGACAGUUUACAAUUCUUUGUAAAAUGCAAGAUUUUAUGUGGAUCUUGUGUGCUCCACACCAUUGAAAUAUCAACAAAAUGAGGCGAAGAAGCAAAAAUAGCAAUCAAAAAAUAACAAAAGUGCACCUUUAAAGGGUAUAUAAACAUUUGCUUUUGCUGUUAUUUUCAGAAAUGGAUUUAUUUUGGGGGUUAGUAUUUUAUAGCAAAUAUUGUU
Molecule: messenger RNA, 3551 nt
Organism: Patiria miniata (bat star)
Lineage: Eukaryota; Metazoa; Echinodermata; Asteroidea; Valvatida; Asterinidae
Gene: smcr8
Product: guanine nucleotide exchange protein SMCR8-like
Exons: 21
Coding region: 240-2852 (870 amino acids)
Cellular component (GO): guanyl-nucleotide exchange factor complex
Molecular function (GO): GTPase activator activity
Source: RefSeq, a predicted model, not a curated record